AUGUCGAAUCCUAGCCUCGCCGAUCUCGACUCCGCAACCCUGGGCGCUAAGAUGCCCGAAAUCACGCUUGCCGAUGGCACGGUGGUGCAGACCGGCACUGUAGGAGCGCUUCUCAUGAACAUCAAGGCCUGCAGCAAGGCCCAUGCAGCCGGCGACGGAGAGAAGAUGGCGAAGCUUCAGGAAGCUACAUGCGCCAGCCUGCCACUCCUCCAGGUGGGCAUUUUUGACCUCUUCACACCCGAGGAGUGGGCGCAAGGUAGCAAUGAAGGCAGGAAGCUUGUGGGGAAGCUUGCGCUUGAGUCUUCAGACGUUGUAGCUGGUCUAUUGGGUGUGUGUUUUUGUGUAAACUCUCACAAAUUCCUGAGGCAUGAGUGA
This is a messenger RNA of Truncatella angustata, 375 nucleotides long. RefSeq lists its product as uncharacterized. The transcript is spliced from 2 exons. Lineage: Eukaryota; Fungi; Ascomycota; Sordariomycetes; Amphisphaeriales; Sporocadaceae. The coding region runs from base 1 to 375 and encodes 124 amino acids. The record is from RefSeq and is a predicted model, not a curated record.